ACAGACGUUAACUUAUUCUAAUUCUUAUUAUUGGCCAAAUGUAACAUGCCAAAAACUAUUUUAUAACGAACAUACUGUAGUAAGUUCUGUACCAGAAGCAACAACCAACAUAGAUCUGGAUGAUAAAGAUUGUCCGAUAGGAAAAAUAGGGCCGAAAUGUUUAUUUUCUUGCGCACACGAUUUGAAAAGUUACGAUAACUGUAAAGAAACUGCGAUCUGUUAUACAAAUGGUUGCACAUGUUCUCCAGGUUUUCAGGAUACGGAAUGUUCUUCACUGUGUAAGAACUACUUGUACGGUCAUAAUUGCAAGAAUAAGUGUGGCUCCUGCAAAAAUUUUAAUUGCGAUAAAAUUACUGGCGAAUGUAUCAACGGAUGCGUCAAAACCUCAAACAAGAUUUACAUACCACCUCUAUGUCAGAUAGGCAUAGACAAGCUUGAAGCACCUUCAAUUGUCUCUACCGCUACAAGUAUCCAAGCCAAAGUUCGUACGAUUUGGACACAGGAAUAUAAAAAUUUGUCACUACUGUAUUUGUUUACACUUGGAGGAUUAGACCCAAUUACUCAAAUAUUCAAUUACUCCAUUACGCUGCCAUGGAAUAAACUGUUUCCGAACAUGACGCACAUGACAGGGUAUUUCAAAGAUUUAAAACCUGCUUCUGUUUACUGGGUGAAAUGCAUCUUAAGUGUUGAAGGAAGUCUGAUUGAGAGUGAGUGGCAAAAUGUGGAAACUGCUUGCGACUUAGCGACAAAGUUUGUCGUAACACCUGCAGAAAACAGCAUAACGAUUAAUGUGCAAAACAACUCAGAUCCAUUCUAUCCGUGUCCACCAAAUUGGUACUCACUACAACUUCAAUAUACAAAUAGUCGUUUGAUUUUCACUGAACAAAUGACAAAAUUUUCUCGUGAAUUGUCAGGAUUAAACCCAUAUACUUGGUAUGACGUGAUAAUACAUCAUGCAAAAUAUAACAAUAACAGCUUGCUGUAUUUCGAGACAGUAUGUACAUUAGAAGGCGUUCCAACUGAAGUAUUAGAUUUUUUUUACUUGAAAAAGUCAAAUACAUCUGUCAAUCUGACGUGGAGAUCUCCAGAUCAACCAAAUGGAAAAAUUUUGCAGUAUGAAGUAACGUUGAAGAUUAAUGAGUACUGCGGUUGUACAAACGAAAACUUAACUAUGCCAGAUAAUCCAAUCUCCAUUAAAAAAUUUACUAACGAAACAAGCAUCACAAUCUUAGAUUUACAUCCAUAUACGUCUUAUAAAGCGCAAGUAAGAGCUCGCAAUUCACGACACAGCAGCAAUGACACAGAAAUAAUGUUUUCUACAGACAAAAAUGCUCCACCUGUAGUAACCAAUCUAGAAGUCGUCGAGAUUGAUAAUCGUGUAUCGUCAAACAUGACGUUAUACUUGAAAUGGCACAGUCCACUUCCACCCUUAAACGGACAAUUGCAGUAUUAUAAUGUUAUCUUAUGUUACACUACCAAAAAUUGCAGUUUUAAAAUUGUUGAAUUAACAAACUUUUGUGAUUUGUGGAAUGAUUAUAUCUGUGAAGAGUUUCCAAUUUCCACAAUUAAUAUCGCCAUACAAGUGAUUGCGUACAAUACAAAUGUUACUACUGCAAGUCCUCCAGCUCAUGUAUCCAGAAAAAUGCUUGAAAAUACACAACCUAGCGUACCUGAAGAAUUUACUUACAAAAUAAACGACAACAGCGUGGUGGAUUUAAACUGGCGUCAUCCAUGGAAGACAGGUCGACAUUUGCGAUGUUUUUGUAUCACGAUAGAAGAAAAGACUACAAAUCUGAAGAAAAAACGCAAUUUGCGUUCUAUUGACACAAUAAAAUCGCAGGAAAAGCCAGUGGAACAAUAUACACGUUAUUACAACGAGCGCUUACGUUUAUUCCCAUCGACAAAGUACCGCAUCUCAAUUCAGGCUGAGACAAUAACGUACGAAACCAGUAGUUCAAACGUUAUAGACCUACAAACGCCAUCAGACGCAAGUUUUGAUGGAGACCUACAAAUUUUGAAGGAAAAUUCGAAUUCAUCGAUUAUGUUACACAUACCGCCUGUUCUGAAUGACACAUGUAACAGUGUUAUGCACAUAAUUGUAAAAGGUCCCAAACGAUGCAAAGAAUAUGCGGAAGUACCUAAAAAUCUGCAAGAGCAAGCAAACGUGAAGAUGUAUGAAAUUGCUUGGCAUGCUGCUAUAAUCUCGACAGAUGAGAUUGCUCGCAAAAAUUAUACAUUUUUACUUGGCGACGACCUAUCGUAUGGAGGUGCGAAGAACUGUCCGUUACAUCCUAAUCAAUUUUACAAUGUAGUAGUUAUUGUAAAAGAACAGAAUUCAAAUCUUGAGGACUCUUUUAAAUCACUCAUGCUUACAAAAUCUAUUAAUAUCGGUGAAGUUCCAUCAGUCCAUUAUAAGAUGUGGUUGAUUCUCAUAAUAUUACUUCUUUUUAUAAUAGCUGCAGGUUAUUAUAUUUAUCAAAGAAAAAACAAGAAAUUGAAGAAACAAGUAUUUCUGAAUGACGAGAUAGUUUUGUCGGAAAACAUCGAAAACCACGAAUAUGAAUCAAAAUCUGUCAUAUCAAGUUCAAAGCAGGAUAUCACUUCUACUUUUGACAAACUUUCGAUUCCAUUUGAUAAACUUUCGACCAAAUCUUUAUCUCGGGCAACUACUCCGGAAGAAGUAUUCAUUGACGUCGAGACUAUCGAUCGAGAGAAAACAUUGUUGGUAAAGGUUAAAGAGUUUGAGGAUUAUGUCAGAGAAGCAAUACAGUCAGGAUUGUUGGAAAAACAAUACGAGACAUUUCCGCGAGGACAAACUCGGCCGUGGACUUAUGGAAAAUUGCCACAGAACAAAUCCAAAAAUCGAUACGGCAAUCUCAUAGCCUAUGACGAAACACGAGUGAUACUAAAUAAACUUCCGGAUGACGAAUAUUCUGAUUACAUCAAUGCCAAUUACAUCACCGGAUACAAGAAGCCAAAACAUUAUAUAGCAACGCAAGGACCCAGACCUAACACAGUUAUUGAUUUCUGGCGUAUGAUUUGGCAAGAAAAUGUCCUUAUUAUUUGUAUGGUGGCAAAUGUGAUUGAAAAUGGAAAGACAAAAUGUGAGCAAUAUUGGCCGGACAUCGGCAAGAAGAAAAAGUACGGGGACGUUAUCGUGCUGAACUCAAAGCACAGUGUCUUUGCUGACUAUUGUUUCAGAACUUUUCAAGUUACUUGUGGAGAAGAAACUCGAAAGAUAGAACAUCUGCAUUACACGGCCUGGCCAGAUCACGGUGUGCCACUUUAUACACACUCCGUAGUUACGUAUUUGAAGAAACUCUUAGCGACACCACCUGGAAAUGGGCCUGUAGUCGUNCAUUGCAGCGCUGGUGUUGGAAGAACCGGAACCAUCAUUCUGUGCGACAUUUGUCUUCAUCGAGCGGCUGCCGAAGGGGUGGUCGAUGUGUUCGCUGACGUAGCAUCUAUCAGAAACGAAAGAGCCAACAUGGUAGAUAACAAGCAGCAAUACUUGUUAGCGCAUUUGGCAUUAGUGGAAUGUUUGCUUUCUAUACCGACCACGUUACCGUGUAACGAGACAUUACCUGCGCGAAUCAAAGAGUUGAAGGCCCAAUUACCAGCUCAACAGCAAAGAUUGCAAGACAUCGCAUGGCAGGACGAGGCUUUGCGACCAGUCACAUCUCCGCCAUUCUUGUCGGAAUGUAAUCGUGCUAAAAACCGAUUUCCGGAACUCCUUUCAGAUAAGGUUAGCAGAAUAUACUUGAAGAGAUAUCCGGCAUCAGACGACGACAGCGAUUAUCUGUCUGCCGUUUAUGUGGACGGAGUAAAACUUCAGAAUCAAUAUCUAGCCACACAGCUUCCCAUGCCGUCGACGAUUAUUGACUUUUGGCGAAUGGUCGCUGAGUUCAAAGUGGAACUUAUUCUUAUGCUACAGCCGCCUGAUCCCCAGGAUCCGACAUGCUGCGCGAUUGUUCCUCGCGACGAGUUUAAGCCGACACCGUACUUGAACAUCACAACAAAACGCACUGUAGAACUAGAAUAUUACACGUCACAACAAUUACUUCUCAUUGACAAUUCCGAGAAACUCUCGAGAGAACAAUCAGUGACUAUCUUAUGUUUAACGGAAUGGAAACCUGGGAGAAAUCAACCACCGCCACCAGUCAUGACGAUGGUGUCAUUUUGGCAAACUGCGGAGAGAAUUGCAAGAAGCGAUGAACCAACAGUCAUACUUUGCCACGAUGGAGUAACUGGAUGUGGUUUGUAUCUGGCUCUAAGUUUUCUGNUGGAACGAAUGGCUGUGGAGAGAGAAUGCGAUGUUUGUCUGGCAGUGCGAGCAGUUAGACGAUCGAGACCAGAUUUUGUUCGGUCGUUGGAGCAUUUGGAGUAUCUUUGCGACGCCGUAAUAACGUAUCUGGAAUAUUUUGAAACCUAUGCGAAUUUUUCAUAAAAUAUUAUAGAUAUAUACAUUUAGACACACGCAUAACCAGAGAACACAAUUAAUCAUACGUGUUNACAUGUACUUAUGCUUGAGACACACCGUCAUAAAAUUACAUUGAUACCUCACUCAGAAGAGAACGAAAGUAGUUUACCUUGAUAAGGUAAUACCUGAUAAUAUAUGAUAGUAUACACAGUGGUAAUAUAUGAUAGUAUAUAUAAUGAAAAAAAUCUUAAAUCUGUUAUCCUUCUAAACAGNAUUUUAUUUUAU
Messenger RNA from Pseudomyrmex gracilis, 4705 nucleotides. Its product is annotated as receptor-type tyrosine-protein phosphatase alpha-like. Gene Ontology annotation, biological process: protein dephosphorylation. Lineage: Eukaryota; Metazoa; Arthropoda; Insecta; Hymenoptera; Formicidae. The transcript has 26 exons. The record is from RefSeq and is a predicted model, not a curated record. Gene Ontology annotation, molecular function: protein tyrosine phosphatase activity; protein binding. The coding region runs from base 614 to 4447 and encodes 1277 amino acids.